This is a messenger RNA of Frankliniella occidentalis (western flower thrips), 766 nucleotides long. RefSeq lists its product as uncharacterized. Gene Ontology annotation, biological process: mitochondrial electron transport, NADH to ubiquinone. The transcript has 4 exons. The coding region runs from base 159 to 677 and encodes 172 amino acids. The record is from RefSeq and is a predicted model, not a curated record. NCBI's taxonomy places the organism in Eukaryota, Metazoa, Arthropoda, Insecta, Thysanoptera, Thripidae.
UAUAUUUUAAACAAUCAAAGUAUGUAGAUGAUUGAAUCAAGAAACAGCUAAAUUUCAGAUUUUGAAGAAAAUUUGUCUGUUGGUGCUGCCUAACUUGUCAGUGGCUUGGUAGCACUUGGUAGCAGUAGACACAGAGGGGAAGAAAAAUAGUCUGAAGGAUGGAGUACGAAGGAAAAGACGGACCCCAUCAUCACACUGGUGGAGUGAAGCCUUUUGGCAUAGAAGGCCGAUUCGCCCGUGAACGUGAACGUUUGGCUGGAGGCUUCACUGACGCAGACCGAGCUUGGCGUUCCCAAUUCCUGAAGGAUCAAGUUCUUCACAACGAGCCCGUCAUCCCAGAAUGGUACUACAAAGAGCGGUACAACCCAAUCAGAAGGUUUUAUCGUUGGCCUCUUGAUACAUUAUUCGGUACUAAACAUGAGACUUAUGAAACGAACUUUCGCAAGUUUGCCCCACGUUAUUGGACUGGAAAGUUCCUCAUGGGUUUGGCUACAGCGUACAUUGGAUAUUACUGCUUCAAAUAUCAUGCUAAUGACUGGCAAUCACAUGGAGGAUUCGAUUCCAUUGGACGGAAAACAUUCAGACCCAUAGGUAGCGAGUUCUACAAUACCAAGGAGACCCUGAAGCCCGCAGAUUACUAUGACAACCGUCGUGGGUUCAACAAAUGCCCCAUAUAACUUUUUGACCCUUUGUAUAGAGGCCUCAACAGGGAGAGGCCACACAUAGAAGUAUAUAUGUUAAUAAAGUUUCAUCUUUGAUAAUUCAA